AUGUCUCCAGAUCUCAGAGUACGAAGAGCGGGAGAGACUAAAGUCGAGCCACAAAGCGACAUAGUCUUGGACAAGGGCACCGUCCGAGUCCAGGAAAAUGUAGUUUCCUACUCAGAUGCGGAUGUCAAGCGACUUCUGAGACGCUUGGACUUCUGGUUUCUACCAGUCCUAGCCAUCUCAUACCUCUUGCAAUACUGGGACAAGACUCUUUUGGGCCAGGCAGCCUUGUUUAACUUGACUACUGACUUGAAACUGAUCACGGUGAUUGGUUACAAUGCCGAAGGCAAACCCAUCACCAACAGUGACAAAUACUCGAGAGUCUCGUGGAUUUUCUAUGUCGGAUAUCUCGUCGCAACAUAUCCAAUGUCUCUUCUCGCUCAAAGAUUUCCUACCAUGAAAGUCUGCGCGGCCAGUAUGAUGGUAUGGGCUGUCGUGAUGAUGAGCACCGCUGCGUGCAGCGACUACGCACAGCUGAUGAUAAAUCGGUUUUUCCUGGGUGUCUGCGAGUCGGCCAUUGCACCAGUCUUUACUGUCUAUAUGACAUUCUGGUAUACACCCAAAGAGCAACCUUUCAGGACUGCGAUCUGGUACUGCAUGAGUGGAUGCGCCGGAGUUGUGACCCCAUUGAUAUCCUGGGGCAUUGGACAUAUCCAUGGCUCCUUCGGAGCAUCCACGUGGAAAUACAUGUAUCUCAUUGCCGGUGCAACUACGUUCGCCUGGGCAAUCGUGGUCAUGGUGGUGAUGCCUGAUGACCCACAGCGAGCUAAAUGGAUCAACGAUCGAGACCGCGCCAUCAUUGUGGCUCGACUCAAAAUUCACAACGUCGGCACUGUUGACCGUCAUUUCAAGAAAGACCAGGUCUGGGAGGCAUUGACCGACUUUAAUUCCUGGUCCAACAUGUUCUUUGCCGGAGUCAGCAGCAUUCCCAAUGGUGCCUUCUCGUCAUUCGCUACGCUCGUCAUUUCAGGGCUUGGCUAUAGCAACUUUCAGGCCUUGCUCUUGCUGAUGCCUGUGGGAGGAGUGGCAGCCACUGGAUUCCUCAUAGCCGGAUGGAUCACUCGACGUUUCCAAGGCUGGCGCUACUUUAUGAUCCUUAUCCUCUGCACACCGGCUUUAGCAGGCUCACUGAUGUGUUGGAAAAUUUCUAGAAACAAGCCAGGCGCGUUAUAUGCUGGGCUGGUCAUGAUGCCCCUUGAAAUCGCCACCAACUCUAUUGCGAUUGCCAUGGUCGCGUCAAAUACCGCAGGCCACACGAAAAAGGCAACUGUCUCUGCCAUGGCAUUCAUUGGGUAUUGUGUAGGCAAUAUCUUGGGCCCAGUGGUCUUCAGCUCGACGCCAGGGCCUCUAUACCUUGGCGGAUGGAUUGCGUGCGUUGUCUGCAUUAUCUCGCUGAUGGUACUUGCCGUCUUUGCACGAUGGUACCUUGGUCACGAAAAUUGUCGCCGCGACAGCGUGUAUGGUGCCCCUGGCCCCUUGACAGAUGUGGACGGCGCAGAAGAUGAAGCAGAGGGACAUAUGGAUAUCACAGACCGAGAGAACAAAAACUUUCGGUAUCAAUUGUGA
This is a messenger RNA of Fonsecaea multimorphosa CBS 102226, 1563 nucleotides long. RefSeq lists its product as uncharacterized. The record is from RefSeq and is a predicted model, not a curated record. Gene Ontology annotation, cellular component: membrane. Gene Ontology annotation, biological process: transmembrane transport. Gene Ontology annotation, molecular function: transmembrane transporter activity. Lineage: Eukaryota; Fungi; Ascomycota; Eurotiomycetes; Chaetothyriales; Herpotrichiellaceae. Bases 1 to 1563 code for a protein of 520 amino acids. The transcript has 6 exons.